This is a messenger RNA of Daphnia pulex (common water flea), 1274 nucleotides long. Its product is annotated as mucin-19-like. The record is from RefSeq and is a predicted model, not a curated record. Lineage: Eukaryota; Metazoa; Arthropoda; Branchiopoda; Diplostraca; Daphniidae. Bases 93 to 1067 code for a protein of 324 amino acids. The transcript is spliced from 4 exons.
AAGAGAGCCCGACUGGUAUAAAAGACCGUCACUGCCGUUUCGUUCAUCAUCCGAUAUCAAACUCAUCCGCCAAGCCCAGCAAAAACAAAAAAAUGGUCGGCUCUCUCCACUUUUUGGUUGCGUUGAUUGUCGCUCUAUCGAGCGUCCAGGCUAACGUUGUCCGAGAGGAUAACAUCGCCCGUCUCUUGUCUGAAGGUCGGGCAGCAGCCACCGUCAUCACCGUCGUUACCAGCACGGCCACCGAACCCACGACGACAACUAAAACCACCAGACUGGUCUGCGCUGUCAUAGAGGCACCUUCGACCACAACGCCCUGUCGCCAGAAAAGGCAAUUCUGGAAUGCGCCACUUUUCUUCGCGCUAGGUCAGCACGAUGUUAAUCAAUUCGACGGACUCAACCCCACUCAAGUCCUCCAAGUGGAGCCGUCCGCCCUGCCGGCUCCCGUCGAGUACCGCAACCGACCGGCUUUCAGGCCCAUCGCAUCGCAGCAAUUCAAUUCGCCGUUCGCCAUUCAGUCGUCGCUGAGCAACAAGGUCCAGCCGCUGGCUCUCCGCGUUGCCGAUCCGUUCUUCGGCGCUGCCCGCUUCUCUGCCUUUUCGUCGCUCUUCUCCAACAUCAUCUCGUCCAUUCUGACUCCGGCCGUCACUUCCACCAGGACUCAGACUGUGUACACGACAACGCGAACCGUCACAACUACCACUGCUACAGUCAGGUACACUUUGAAAAGAGCUCAAUGUCUUCCGGCCGGAGUCGUCGUGUGUCCCAGUGACGCUUCAACUACGGCUGCUACCACCACGGCUGGUACCACCACGGCUGCUACCACCACGGCUGGUGUUUCCACCGAUGCUACCACUACGGCUGGUGUCUCCACAGAUGCUACCACGACAGCAGGUGUUUCCACCGAUGCUACCACGACAGCAGGUGUCUCCACAGAUGCUACCACUACGGCGGGUGUUUCCACCGAUGCUACCACGGCCGAGACGACCACCACUGGCACUGAGACGACCACCACUGGCACUGAGACGACCACCACUGGCGGUGGCUUUUUUAGGAGCAUAUUUUACUGAAAAAUGAAGAUUUCGAAUUUAUCUUGACGAAGGACAUUGGAUGGCUAUUUAAUCCCAAAUUUCUACGAAUAGCGCAAAUAACGCUGUUUAUAAUAGUACCACUCUUUGUUAUUUAAGUUGCAAGCUGUUGAAAUUGCGUGUAUACUUUUGGCCCAGUAUUUAACACAAAUGACAAAAAAGAGAAACAAUAAAACACGCAAUAUCUCA